Molecule: messenger RNA, 3655 nt
Organism: Austrofundulus limnaeus
Lineage: Eukaryota; Metazoa; Chordata; Actinopteri; Cyprinodontiformes; Rivulidae
Gene: bbx
Product: BBX high mobility group box domain containing
Biological process (GO): regulation of transcription by RNA polymerase II
Cellular component (GO): nucleus
Molecular function (GO): DNA-binding transcription factor activity, RNA polymerase II-specific; RNA polymerase II transcription regulatory region sequence-specific DNA binding
Source: RefSeq, a predicted model, not a curated record
GUCAUCGUCUUUGUAUGACAGAGGCUGUGGCAGAUUCAUCUUCAUCUUUCAUUCAGCAUUUCCAUAGUUUUAUUUCUUCAGUGUGGUAGUACCAUGAAAAGUGGAGGAAGGGCAAAGGAGCCACCUGUUGCAGGGGAGAUCACUGGCAAACGACCCAAACGCAAAUGCCUGCAGUGGCACCCUCUUCUCUCCAAAAAGGCACUAGACUUUUCUGAGGAGGAAGAAGAGGAGGAUGAGGAGGAUCUGGAGGAUCUGGAGAAGCAGCCAGUGCUGUGCAGUAAGGACCAGGUGCAGAGUGGAAGCACAACAGAAGAAACGGAGGAAGACUCCAGUGAACAGCGGGCACGCCGGCCAAUGAAUGCCUUCCUCCUAUUCUGUAAACGCCACCGUUCCCUGGUUCGACAGGAACACCCUCGUCUUGACAAUCGGGGGGCCACGAAAAUCCUGGCUGACUGGUGGGCUGUGUUGGAGCCCAAAGAGAAACAGAAAUACACGGACAUGGCAAAGGAGUACAAGGAUGCCUUUAUGAAGGCAAACCCAGGCUACAAAUGGUGUCCCACCACAAGUAAACCAGUGAAGACCUCUUCGUGUCAGCCAGUCGGCAGUCCUCGCAAAAAAAUUUGGUCCUUAUCGUGCAACUCGCCCAAGGAUUCCACUGCCAAAAAAGUGCCCAAAAGUGAGAGUUUGCCCCAGUUAAACUUUGCCAUGGCAGACCCUACAAAGAUGGGAGGCCUGAGUAUGCUGCUCUUAGCUGGUGAACAAGCCCUCACCAACAGAGAGAUUCCUUCAAGCACUAAACCUAGUUUACCUGACAAGGUGGAUGAAGAAAGCUCAUGUCCAGAGGAAAAAGAGGAGAUACCGUCUCAGAUUAUUCCAAACAGAGUGCCUGAUGUUCCUGCAAGCAGGGUAAAGUCAACCCUUUCUGCAGUGGAGGAGUCUUUGCUGUCAGUGGCCCCUGAGGGAAAACCAUGUGGACAGUCUGCUCUCUUCCAGCUUGCUGAGAUGUGUUUAGCAUCUGAAGCUGGAAAAAUGGACUCCGCGGUAACUCAGCCAGAUGACAGCUCUUUCUCAGCCUCGCUACAGCAAAUACCCACGAAGCCAGAGAUUAAAGAGGAGAUAGUCGACACUGACCACUCUUCUCCUUCAAAACACACAUCAGCACUUUGUCCUUCUCUUUCCUGUGUCACCUCUACCUCCACUGAUGCCAUUCCACCACAGAACAGCUGCCAAAGUGCACGUGUCAAAAAGAAGAAUAAGAAGACCGAGGAGGCCGAGUCAAAUGACAAUAAUGAGAUCCCAUCCUCCACAAAGAUCAGCAAAACGUGCGACCACUUGGUGUCAAAUAUCGACUGUGUCUUCAGUACAAUAGAGGCGGUGGCCAGAGGAGCCUGGAUGGACACAGAAGACAAACCCAGCAAGAAGAUUUGCACCAGUCUUACAAGUGGAAAAUCUAGUCUGCUAAGAAAGAAAACUAACACCAAAGAUAAGACCUUUAUUAAAAAGAAAGACGAGAAGCUGGAAGACAGCAGUGGACUGAAUGGGUCUUUUAAUGUGGAGAUGAAAGGAGUGUCUGACAUUAACCCCAAGACAGAGACAGAAGCAGCAAAUAUGGAAAGCACAGACCUCCAGGCCAAUGUGGUCAAACUUCCUCAUUCCCACUACAGCCACUCACUUGCCAAGGAAGAGGACAAUGAAAAGAACAAGGAGAGGCCAAGUGAUGCAGCCGACAAAGUGAACACUGAGAACUGUGGCUCCAGGAAGUCAGAGCGCAGCUGUAAAGGUGCCUUGUAUAAAACGCUUGUGUCUGAGGGAAUGCUGACUUCACUGAGAGCAAAUAUUGAUCGAGGUAAAAGAGGAACUUUUCGUACGUUUGACCAUGAUACUAACUGGACUCAUGACAGCUGUGCAGUUGCACAGAUCGGACCUAAUAAUCCCAAGAAGCUGAAAAAGUCCAAGUCCAAAGACGAGUCUUCACAGUGCCUGGGGAAGUUGGAGGAGGAGUUUGAGCGAAAAUUUAACAGCCUGCCACAGUAUAGUCCAUUGACCUUUGAUAAAAAGGCCACAACUGUUGCUAAGAAAAAGAAGCCUGAAAACUCCACCAACCAAGAAGACGCAGCCAAAUCUGCAAAAGGAGAGCUGUCGAACAAAGAGGCACAGAUAGACUCCACAUCACUGGAUUCAGCUCCAAAAGCCAGACCAUGUGCUCCUGUGGCCCUGAUGAUUCCAGAUGUCCAAGGAACCACUUGUAUGGAGUCGCUGGUUGGGAGCCAGAAGAGGAAGGCUAGAAAGACCAAGAUCACACACUUAGUGCGUACUGCUGAUGGCAGUGUGUCUCCAGCUGAAGGGGGAGCUACAGAGGAUAAAACUAGGGACCCUAACCAGGAACAGGAUAAAAAGCCAUUAACCCAACACAAUUUAUGCAAUGAAACAAGGUGCUACAGUGAUAGUCAUAGUCCUGGAGCAGAGAACUCUGGGAGGAGCACCGUAGCACAAGAGCUACCUGCUUUCUUCAGCUUGACUGCGCUUGCCGAGGUGGCAGCCAUGGAAAACGUUCACAGAGACCAGAGAGCCUUGGCUCAGAGUCAGAAGAAAGAGCUUACCCAGACUCCAGUCCUCAUCUCCUGCGCUGAUCAGUGAAACGCUGCUGUUGCUCUGAUGAGAAGAUGACUCAAACGGUGAUGUUGGAGCUUUACUUUCCUCAGAAGUCACUUGAUCAGGAGGGCUUGGACAGACUCCCACUUGGUUCUGUGGGGUAAAAUCCAGAACCCUGUCCCUCUGCCUGUUGCUGUCUCAGUGUUUUAGCCUUCCUUUGGUCUCAGGAAGGAUGCCUUUCUCAAGGAAGAGUUUUGUGUCUUUGAACUGAGGUUGUAUGGGGUACUUCUCCACAGUAAGUGAAUUACAGGUGGUGCGUUUGGUUCAGUUUUUGCAGAGUAGACAUGAGAACUGGCACAGAAGCAAAGGAAUGAGUACUAAUGUCAAUCAUGUCAAACUACCAACAAGAACUAAAGCUCUUAAAUCACCUCUAAGGCACCAGACUUACUGUAUUUGACAAAACAGUCAAUUAUGAACACAGGAGCUGCUGUUCUACAGUUGAUUCAGUCAGAUGUUGUGUAUUAGAUUUUAAAAAGCCUUAGUUUUACUGUGGUAGAUCAGCUGCUCCACUGUUCUGUAGGGUCAAUCAUGGCUUUUGUCAACAGUCUUAUAGCUUUUCAGGUGGCCAUGUUACUGCAUCUGCUGUACUUAGAUUGUUACUUCCUCUUAAAGGGAAACAUUGUGUUUUUAAAAGUGUGUGUUUGAGGUACCUAUGAGCAGUCAGAGUCUUACCUGUGGGAGACAGCAGCCACAGCAAUCUCAGGUUGUAGAAUCAGGGAGGAUUGGAACAGAGAGACCAGUUAAAGGCUCCUUAAAACAGGGGAGUGAGUUUGGAUAGUAGAACAUCUGAGGUAAACUUGUGUCACUUUGGAAGUGUAUGUUCUUGCAAAUUGAUCAACAAUUUGUGACACACAGAUCACGUCUCCAAAGCGGUCGGUCCAUGUAGCUGCUGAAUGGAAAAAAAUGGUGUAAAUUGAACAAUUUGGGAUAUUUCAGCUGUUUUAAAUAGUGCAAAAUUAGCACAGAUUUAAAGUGCCUGUGACAUGCAUAUUCUUCAAWUACA